Scomber scombrus (Atlantic mackerel) is the source of this 1660-nucleotide messenger RNA. RefSeq lists its product as uncharacterized. The transcript has 6 exons. Lineage: Eukaryota; Metazoa; Chordata; Actinopteri; Scombriformes; Scombridae. The coding region runs from base 1 to 1050 and encodes 349 amino acids. The record is from RefSeq and is a predicted model, not a curated record.
AUGGAAAAAAGCCAGAGUACUACCACCUUUAUCUAUGACUUUGUGGAGAGCUUCAAAGGACCUCACCCAGGUUAUGCAAAACUCAGUGGACGCCCACAGGCAGGCCAGCCAACCAACCUGAUGCUCUCAGUGAUGGGUAGAAAAGGUCCGUCCUCGAUUACUAUUGGAGAAGUUGGCCUGGUAACCGUGUCUGGUACUGAGGCUCUUAGCAAUGGCACAACUACUGACAUGGGCAACGGAGACAUCCUGGUGACUGUUGAUGUGGCCCCCGAGGGAGAGUUUGUGGUCAUUCUGAAAGGAACUGACAAAGAGUCAAACAGUAAAUUUCAGAGGCAGUCUACCACCCAGAUGUUUGUCUCCAAAGUGAACAUACAGGCUAUGGUGGACAGCAGUGUGGAGCCAGGGAAAGCCUUUGAGCUCCCUUUCAGUGUCAUGACCCAGGGCUCUGGUGGUCAAUACAUCAUCAGUGCUAGAAAUGACAGAAACUUCCCCAUGUCCUACCCAAACCGCCUUGAUUUGACAACCGGACAACAUGCUAAUGGUACUUUGACUAUUACACCAUCUGUUGACACACCAUCGGGCACCGGCGUUACUCUGUCUCUGGAAGCCAAGUCACCCAGUGGCGGUGAAUCUAAUUACGCUGUUCUUAGAAUCUCUGUUGUUACCAAGAUUACAAAUUGUAUUCAGCCUCUGUGUGAAGUGGUUAGCGUACUGGCUGAUGCUUGUCCUAAAGACGUAUCUCAGUGUAAACCUUUCCAGUGGGAGCUAUCAGCCAACCUUACAGAUGGAAAUGGCACCGGGAUACAGAGCAUUUCCCUGCGUGAAGGCGAUGGAACCCUCUCAUACACCUCCCUGAGCUCUCCCAUCGUCCAGGCGAACUACAAUGCUUCCUGCUGUUCACAGAUUGUCGAGUUUAUAGCUGUUGAUAAAGCUGGCAAUGUGGGAAAGUGCUAUCACUCCAUUGUACAUUCUGCUGGCCCUCCUUCUCUGACUCUGUCUCUGCCUCUGUGGCUGUGCCUGUUGGUAUCUGUAUUUGUAGUAAAAACUUGAAGAAGCUUUGGUUUCUCAGAAUCUCAUGUCUUUUGUAGAGGUGGACAGGGAACGUCUAGUCCAGUCUUUUUAAAUUCCAAAUAUCAAUAUCAACCAGUAUUUGUCAGGCUACAUUUAAUAGUCCACCUUUUAUGACUCUAUGUAUCACAAUGUGCUUCAACUAUGGAGGAACACUUUCUACUGGUGGUGGUUAUCUUCUGCUAAUCAUGAGCACUGAUGAGGAAUUGAAUGUUAACUCUAUACUUUGUUCGAAUAAAAAGUAGAAAACAUGUAUUUGUAUUGCAUGUUUGAAUAUUUUUGUCAUAUGUUUAUGGAUAUCUUUGGUUCAUUGGACAUGUUUCACAGUUAUUCACAUUCCUGUAACAUUUCUUUAGAAGUGCUGAAAUGGGUAUAUAGCUUUGAGGCCUUGCAUGGCAUUGACAUGUCAGUGAGCCACCUUUGUGUUGUAAAUACGCUGAUAUGGCAGGAGCAUGUAUGAGAGAGGAUUAAAGAGGUUGUUGACAAUGCCACUUGGGGGAAUUUCAUCCCCAGGAAAUUAUGAAAAUGAAUUGGUUAUUGGUUGAUCUUAAUACCCUGUAUAAGAACUAUAAUAUCAUUUUGUGUUGACAUU